AUGGGAAAAGACAGUGACGCGCAAGACGCGUCUAAAGGUCAGGAUACUGCAGCUCAGCGCCUCAACCAGGUCUCCUCACACAUCUCCGCACAACCAUCUCCAACAAGCAACCCCAAGUCCAAGUCCAAGAAUGCAACCUCUCGUCUACCAGCAGAUCACUCUGACGUCCUCUCCCAAAUUGCCACUCUCCGCAAAAUCGCAGCAACCCCCGAUCCCAAUCACCGCGGCUACGUGCGCCAAAAGCAAGCCGGCAAGCUUUGGGUCCGUGAGCGCAUCGACGCCCUCCUCGACCCAGGAAGCUUUGCCGAGAUAGGCUCGGUCUCUGGCACGGUGACAUGGAAAAAGACAGCGCCAAUGCGCGAGACCCCCAUCUCCUUCGUCCCCAGCAAUAACGUCCAGGGCGCGGGGUUGCUGCGUGGUCGGAAGGUCCUACUCACGGCGGACGACUUUAGUAUUCGAUCGGGCCAUGCGGACGGGGCAAGCUCGGAGAAGACGGUUUAUGUGGAGAAGUUGGCGAUUGCGCUGCGGAUGCCGGUUAUUAAGCUUGUUGACGGGAGUUCGGGGGGUGGAAGUGUGACGACCAUUAAGAAGGAGGGGUGGAGUUAUUUGCCGCUUGUGAGGCCUUUUAAGCCGGUGAUUCAGCAGUUGAAUAUGGGGAUCCCGAAUUUGGGGGCUGUAGUUGGACCUGCGAUUGGGCUGGGUGCUGCAAGAGUUGUAUCUUGCCAUUUCUCCGUCAUGGCAGCUGAUAUUGGCUCGUUGUUCAAUGCUGGCCCGAAAGUUGUCGAGGGCGCAACCUUUGAAGAAGGACUGGACUUUCAAGACUUGGGCGGCCCCAUGGUUCACUGCACCAAUGGCACCAUCGACAACCUGGCCGCCAAUGAAGCAGAGUGCUUUGAGCAACUUCGUACUGUGUUGAGUUAUCUGCCGAAUUCUGGCAGUGAGGCCCCACCGGUUAUUCCCUGCGAUGAUCCCCAAGAUCGGGAAGAUCUGGCUUUGAGGAGUAUAAUUCCGCGUCGCCAGGCACGCAUGUAUAACCCUCGGACUAUUAUCACCUCCGUUGUAGACCAGGGCUCAUGGUUCGAGAUUGGUGCACUCUGGGGUCGAACUGCUAUCGGUGGUCUCGCUCGCCUUGGGGGUCAUCCCGUUGGUAUUAUUUCGCUCAACUGUGAGGUGAAUGGCGGUGCACUUGAUGCUGCCGGCAGCCAGAAGCUCACUCGUCUGUUGAAAAUGUGCGAUGUGAUGAACCUGCCAAUCUUGCAAUUCCUUGACGUUCCCGGCUACGCCAUCGGCACUGUCGCCGAACGCACGGCAACAAUGCGCUGGGGCGUCGAGCUAGCCAAGACAUACUACACUACCACCAUCCCAAUCUUCAACGUCGUGACACGUCGCGUCUUUGGCGUGGCGGGUGGCGUCAUGCUUGGCAGUCGUGAUCCCGUCAUGCAAGUAGCAUGGCCAUCUGGACAAUGGGGCUCUCUACCACUUGAUGGUGGAAUUGAAGUUGGACAUAGACAUGAGCUGCGCGAGGCAGAGAAAGUGGGUAAGAAAGAGGAACGAUAUAAAGAAUUAGAAGAGGAGUAUCUGCGGUUGAUGAACCCUGUGCGCACGGCGAAUGCGUUUGGCGUGGAGGAGAUUAUUGAUCCAAAGGAUACUAGACAGGUUUGUUGUUCGUGGGCGUCUCAUGUGUAUGAUGUGCUUAUGAAGGAGAGGCUGGCUGAGAGAGCCUGUGGGAAGAUUCAUCCUAAUUUUGCUUGA
This is a messenger RNA of Penicillium daleae, 1752 nucleotides long. RefSeq names its product acyl-CoA carboxylase subunit beta. The record is from RefSeq and is a predicted model, not a curated record. The coding region runs from base 1 to 1752 and encodes 583 amino acids. The transcript has 3 exons. Gene Ontology annotation, molecular function: propionyl-CoA carboxylase activity. Lineage: Eukaryota; Fungi; Ascomycota; Eurotiomycetes; Eurotiales; Aspergillaceae.